AAACAACUAGAAGUUAACACUGACUGAGCACUUAACGAAGUACCAUGUACAGCUGCUUAUUUAUACGGUUAUCCAAUCAGCCAACUGCGUGGCAGCAGUGCGAUACAUAAAGUCAUGCAGAUUUAAACGGGGGGUUGUUAACUCAGUGACUUUGACUGUGGUAUGACUGUUGGUGCCAGAUGGGCUGGCAUCCAGUGACCAGCAGCAGCAGCAGUUCUACUGAUGGAAGUUGAUGAGUGAGGACAGAGUAGAAUGGCCAGACUGGUUGGGGCUGACAGAAAGGCUACGCUAACUAAACUAACCGCUCUUUACAACUGUUGUAAGCAGAAGAGCAUCACAAGAUGGCACAACACGUCCAACCUUGAGGCAGAUGGGCUACAACAGAAGAAGAGUCGAACCAAUACAGGUUUUAAAAAUACGGGGCUCGGGUUGUAGCUCACCCAUAGUGUUGCCGAGCAACGACAGAUUUACGUGCGGCAAUUAACGACCGCGGACAAUUUUGAGCAACAGCUUCUGUGAGACAUAAAUAAAGGAGUCGACAUGCCUUGCCGUGUAGCUGUUGACAGAAUUGGGUGCAGAAUGAGUCACAUUUGUGGCAGGGCCCUAUCAGACAAAGAAAAGAUCUUAAAAUUUUUCAACAGGCAGUCAGAAACAACAGAUAAAAAAUGUUGCUUACUGAACAUAGACCAUAAUAAGACAGAUGGGCAGAACAAAAUGAAACGACUGAAGACCCGCAAGGAAAGGAGUCAGACAAGAGGUGGUCGGAAAGCGGCCUCAAAAACCAAAGUACAUCACCAUCACUACCAUCACCAAAGCAGUCGAGACAUGGCACACCCCUGUAACUGUUGUCACAGUAGCUGGCAUUGUCCUUUAAGAAGAGCUGCACAAUUUCCAAAUGUCAUUCCUGCUGCACAGGAACCAAGCAUCAUCACAGACAGCCGCCUGAUCGGACACCAUGGCCUGUUCAAACAUGAGGUGAAGUCUGUUGACAUUGAACGCUUGUUAAGUGAGCAGGGGAAGGUGGAGAAAAGUGGACAGAAAGCACAAGAAAAGAACGAUGCAAUUUCACAUCCAUCUUCAACAUCUCACAUUCCUUCUCCAUUCUCCAGUAAUGACUUGUUGGGUGCUGAUACUGGUGAGGUUGAGCCAGUUGAAAAGAAAACAGACUCUGCUAUAAACACCCAUGAUGAUUGCCAUGAAAAACAGAAGAAAAUCAGUCAUGGAUCAGAUGUUACACUUGGGCAGAGACCACAGCAACAACUUCAUUUUUCAUCUGGAAGCUAUAAAAGCAUCUUCUCAUCUAAACACAGCUCCCUCGAUGUAGUAAUAAAUAAAAGCAAAAAACUGACUCCCACUGUUGACAGAGACAAUGUAAAGACGUUAAACAGGAAAGUAAAGACACACAUGAAUUCUACUGUGAAGCACACCGCAAAGAACCCGGAGUGUCCUGUUUACCAGACAGAAGCUCAUGGUCUCAGCCCGGGCCCACUUCAGCUCUCCAGCUCACUCAGUGCUGACAGCUUUGAAUUACAACACAGAAGACAAGUUCCUGCCUUUGUAUUUAAGUCUGUCAGUGAAAUGGCAGCACGUUUGUGUGACUGUCUGCAGUUCCCACUUCUGAGGAAGAGAAACCUGGUGGCAGAGAGCAGGGAGGUGCUGUUGAAAGCUAUGCAGGAGAUGCAUGGAACCCGGCUUCAGGAGAACCUUUUCGAGGAACAGCGACACCUGAGCUUUGGUAUUGAUCUAGCAAAGGCAGUCCAGGAUCACGUUCAGGAGCCAACCAUGAUAUAUGAAGAUGAGCUGCCUACAGAUUCAUCAGCAUUUAAAGCUGACACUGCUAGUCAGCCAUGUCUUGACAGCCAAAAAACCACAUCUUUCAAAAUGAUUGGAGGCAGGCAUUUUAACUGGAAGUCUAGUCUACAGCCACACCAAAGCCUGGAACGGACUGCUGAAUGGUUGACAAGCCCUGUGGAUAAUUCUGCCAGUCUUUUGGAUGAUAUCCUCAGACCUAGUUGCUCUCCUCAGUUCAGCAUGGACUUUGAGCCUUCUGCAUCUUCAGCAAGUGAUCAUUUGUUUGCUCCCUCUCCCACCUCAUGCUGGGGAGAAAAAGCCUCUGCAUCUCAGCACUGGAAAAACAGUUUCAACAGGCCAAAGAGCAAAGAGCCAGUUAUUUUUGAUUCCUUUGAAAAAAUCUUUACGAACCACAGCCAAGCAGUUAGAGGUAGUAGCUGUGGGCCUCAGGACAAUGACAACAACAUCCAGUCUUUCUUUCCUUACCAAGCACAGCUGCCAGGUAGACAUUCAGCAGAGCCACUGCAUUUUCCCCAGGAGCAAAACCCCUUUGAAACUGACAGAUACUCCUUUGCUCACUCCUUCUCUGCCCAAAUUCACCAUUCUAAUCAGAGCAACCAUUUCCAGCCUUUCAGCCAAUUCAGUCUCUCUUCAACUUGCCCUCCCCUCAGGUCCCACCACACGGACAUGAUGCAUUACCCACCAUCUCACAUGCUUGAAAGAGGCCCAGCACCUCCCUUUUCUUUACCGAGCCCUGAGCACUGGUCCUUUCCUCCUAUGAAACUGUACUAAUGUGUAGUGAAACUCUGCAUAAAGUCAUGCCUGUGAACAUUUCUUUAGUUAACUAAACACCAAUGCUCUCUUAAUUCGUUCCAUCAACACUUUUUGUUCAUAAUCAGCGAAAAUUUGUGGUGUGCUCAAUUUUUAUUAAAAAUACAGCAUUAAAUGUAAUAACAAUAGCUGUCAUCUCAAGAGUUAUCUCUUUUAUUCUUUUGUGCCAUUUAUUAGAUAAAGAAACACACAAUUAUGUAUUGGCUGCAUCUUUGGAGAAUUUUUUAAUAUGCAGUACUGUAUAUAAACACAUCUUCACUAACACAGGUGCUAUAAUAGGAAAUUUUGUAGGAAUAAUUUUGGCCAUGAAUGUGCUAUUGUGAAAGCUAUUUAAUUUUUUUUUUUUUUUUUUGUGUGUGUGUGGGCAACAUUUAAAUGCAAGAAAACCCAUUUGUACAAGUGUAAAAUAGAGGAAUUCCAAGCAUCAAGCAUUACUAAAUAUAAAACUGACCUGAUCACAAGAUAUUAAAUGACACUGUUGAUUCAUGCUUGUAUAAAUGAUGUUAUUGUUAAUCCUUUAUAAUCCUUGGAUCACACUGUACUUUCACACCAUAUUUUCAUAACCCUCUCCCUGCAGCAGAGAAUUGAAUUUAUCAUUUGAUAUACUG
Messenger RNA from Xiphias gladius (swordfish), 3230 nucleotides. RefSeq lists its product as uncharacterized. The transcript has 6 exons. The coding region runs from base 541 to 2583 and encodes 680 amino acids. The record is from RefSeq and is a predicted model, not a curated record. NCBI's taxonomy places the organism in Eukaryota, Metazoa, Chordata, Actinopteri, Istiophoriformes, Xiphiidae.